Molecule: messenger RNA, 861 nt
Organism: Mangifera indica (mango)
Lineage: Eukaryota; Viridiplantae; Streptophyta; Magnoliopsida; Sapindales; Anacardiaceae
Product: embryo-specific protein ATS3B
Exons: 3
Coding region: 121-672 (183 amino acids)
Molecular function (GO): protein binding
Source: RefSeq, a predicted model, not a curated record
UUCAUUAUUUACGCCAGACGAUAAAUCUGUCAAAAUACCGUGCCAUUGUGUAAUACCAUUAUUACAAGACUACCCCUCUGGCUCUGAGAUCCUCGUUCUUCCCUGGGCUUUGUGAAGAAAAUGAAGGGCCCGAUUCCCUUUCUCUUUUCCUUAAUUUUCAUCUUCUUCACUGAAGUCGAAUCCACGAGCUUGCAGUUGCAACCUCGAGCUUUCGGAUCCUUUAACGUCAGUUACAUUCAGAAUCUGAGGAGCUGUUCUUAUACGGUGGUGAUAACAACAAGCUGCUCCUCUUCCAAAUACACUCGAGAUCAGAUCAGCCUCGCUUUCGGUGAUGCUUAUGGUAAUCAGAUAUAUUCUCCAAGAUUAGAUGAUCCGGGGACGAGGACAUUCGAACGGUGUUCAUCUGAUACAUUUCAAAUAACUGGACCCUGUGCUUAUCAGAUUUGUUAUGUGUAUCUGUAUCGAAGUGGCCCUGAUGGCUGGAAACCAGAGAGUGUAAAGAUUUAUGGGUAUAAUUCAAGAGCUGUUACAUUCAUCUACAAUGCUUAUAUUCCUGAUGACAUUUGGUACGGCUUCAAUUUGUGCCAAAGCGCAUCGACUUCGAAUCAUCAAUCUGUUUCCAGAUGGUUUGUAUAUGUAAUUCUGGGAUUUGCCAUUACUUUUCUUUUGUAAGUUUUGAAUUAUCAUCUGCUAUUAUAAAUUCAUCAGUUGCAUAUUGCAGAAGAAAUAUUUGUAAAAAUGCUUCCAAAUAGUCAGAAGCACUUUUUUCAAUCUUUGGUUGAGAAAAAUUAUCUGGGAUUGCAUUUGAAUGUAUCCUCUAAGAGCCAAGCUCAAGUUUAAGUUCGGUUUGUCUUAAAGCUA